Eruca vesicaria subsp. sativa (arugula) is the source of this 2424-nucleotide messenger RNA. NCBI's taxonomy places the organism in Eukaryota, Viridiplantae, Streptophyta, Magnoliopsida, Brassicales, Brassicaceae. The record is from the annotation of a GenBank genome assembly.
AUGUUGAAGCCUAUUAAACAUGUGUCGGAACCUGACACUAUCACCGAUAAGCUAUCACUGAAUAUGACAAACAAUAAAACAGACAAUGUUCAUGUCGAAUUCGGAUCCCCAAUUACUCCGCUUCAGACACAACCGAGUGGACUCACCUCUGCCGCAACCACUAUUUCCAACAGUAGUUUCAGUUCUAGCUCCUCUGGAUCGGUAACAGGUCAUUCCGGUCAUACUCUUGUUUCAACAAAAUCCGAUUCCGGCCGGUCAAAUCUCUCCGCCGCGCAAUUGUCUAACUCCACCGCUCCCUCCUCCGCCGGUCAAUCUUCUAAGACAAGCAUUCCCUCCGCCGUUAAAACUUCUAAGUCCACCACUUCCUCCGCCGCGCCGUCGAGGUCGAUCAAUCCCGCCGGCGCUAAAGCCGGGCUGAACCCGAGACCAGGACGUGUCUCUUCAGCGUCGGACUCGGCUCCAAGUACUAAAAGAUCAACCAAAAGCUCAACUCCGCCGCCGCAGCCGGUGAAAAUCCUUCCCGGAGGGAAUCUAUUCCCGUCUGGGAAGGUUCACUUAACGGGGAUGACACAAGGAGUUCAAAAACGCAUGGUUCUUGGACCAGGCUCCAAGUCCUACGGUUACGGUAGCGUCAUGAAAGGAAACAGCUACUCUUCCCAAACGCCUGCAAAGCCAACAACGAUGACGACGUCUGGUUCUUCUUCUUCUUCUUCCUCCGGCGCACUUGUAGUCGCCCGUUGCUCUAGCGGUGGUGGCUCUGAGGUAGAUACGUCAUGGAAGAGAGUGAUGAAUAGUCCGAAUAAUCCAGAGGAAGUAAAGAGACUUGGAAACGAAAUGUUCAAGAAAGGUUGUUUCGGUGAGGCUUUAAAGUUUUAUGACCGAGCGUUAGAGCUCUCACCGAGUAAUGCCACUUACCGUAGUAACCGAGCUGCUGCUUUGUCUGGUUUGGGUCGGAUUGCUGAAGCUGUGGUUGAGUGUGAACAUGCUAUUAGAUUGGAUCCAAAUUUUGCAAGAGCUCAUCACCGUUUAGCCACAUUGCUUCUUAGAUUAGGUCAAGUUGAUAAUGCAGGGAAGCACUUCUUUUCUGUGGAGGAACCAUCAGAUCCCAUGGUGGUGAAAGUUCUUGAAGAAGUUGAUAGACACUUGAACAAAUGUGCAGAUGCAAGGAGACGUGGUGAAUGGAAUAUUGUUUUGACAGAAGUUAGUGCAGCAAUGGAGUCUGGUGCUGAUAUGUCCCCUCAGCUAGCUAUGUGUAAAGUUGAAGCACUAAUGAAGCUCCUAAGGCUUGAUGAGGCUCAAACAUUUCUAGCAUCUGCCCCCAAGAUAGAACUAUCACCAUCCUCUUUCACACAGAUUCGGUUUUUCGAUAUGAUCUCUGAAGCUUACACAUACUUUGUAAAAUCUCAAAUGGAGUUGGCUCUAGGAAGGUUUGAAAACGCGGUUACAUUUAUAGAGAAAGCUUCAGAGAUGGAACCAAGAAACAGUGAAAUUGAAACGUUUAAUAGAAAUGUUAAAAUGAUUGUUAGGGCGCGUGAUCGUGGUAACGAUCUUUAUGGCUCAGAAAGAUACACUGAAGCAAGUGCAGCUUAUGCAGAAGGCCUUAAGUUUGAUCGAUAUAAUGCUACUUUAUUCGGUCAUAGAGCAGAUUGUUUCUUCAAAGUUGGGAUGUGGGAGAGCUCAAUAGAAGAUUGUAGCCAUGCAUUGCUUAUUCUACCGAGUUGCACAAAGGCUCGUCGCCAAAGAGCUGCCUCUUACAGCAAGCUGGAGAGAUGGGCUGAAGCAGUGAGCGACUAUGAAGUCUUGAGAAAGGAACUAUCUUAUGACAGAGAAAUAGCUGAAUCUUUCUUUCAUGCUCAAGUUGCAUUGAAGAAAUCUCGUGGAGAAGUAGUUUUAAACAUGGAGUUUGGAGGUGAAGUUGAGGAGGUUUUUAGCCUUGAAGAGUUAAAAGCUGCAUUGACACGUCCAGGAGUUUCUGUUGUACUUUUUAUGAAAAUCUCUGAUCAACAAUGCAAAGAGAUAUCUAUUUUCAUGGACGCACUAUGUAUUCGUUACCCAUCUCUGCACUUCCUCAAGGUGGAGAUAGAGAAAUGUCCGGGAGUGGGUGCUGCAGAGAAAGUGAGAGUUGUGCCAACGUUCAAGAUUUACAAAGUUGGGAUUCGGAUGAAGGAGAUAGUGUGCCCAAGCAAGGAAGCACUGGAGAUUUCAGUGAGGCACUAUGGACUUUAGCAAACUCAAACAGGAAGAGGAAAAACUUGUCAAUAAUCUUGAGUUAUGGCGGUUAGGUUUAGAGAAUUACUUCUGAUUUGGUUCAUUCAUUGCUCGGUUACUAAAGAUUAAUGUGUACAUAGAGAAAAUUUUGCGUAGGUGAUUAAACCAUAUAAAAUAAAUAGAGAGACAAUUCAUUCAUGUUGUCAAAACAUUUUU